AUGCCACUCCCUGACACCGAUGAGAUGAUCCAGGCUCGUUGGGGCCCCAGGGAACGGCUGUUUCAUCAAUGGAGCCUCGAUAACUCGAAGGCCAUCCUAGAUACGCUAAAGUUCGAGGCCAAAUGGAAUGCCUUUGACCUCCUGCUUCAGAAACGAUGGCCCAGUGAGAAAGAUCGGAAAGAUUACUACACAUGGUCUCGCGAGUGGAAUGGGCGCUUUAUGCUCAGAAUGUCCUAUAAGUGGUCUCCUAAAGAGUUCAUCAACACAGUCCUCGCCACCGACUUCCUCGAGGCAGCGGGCUCUAUGAUACAUGACCUUUGGUGGGCCAUGGAUACUUACAACUUAUCUUCGAUUCCAAUCGGCUACGCAAAAUUCGGAGGUGUCGAGUCCUAUUACGCUUUCGAGCCUGCACAUAGGCUCCUUAAGCCCGACUGUAACGAGUCUGGACCAUCUAUUCUGUUCAAAGACAUUCUUGCUAUUAACGUAAAGUUCGACAAAGCCCGUACGCUUUCAGUCUCUAGUGGCUCUCCGGAAACCACUGGAUUAUCUUUGAGCGCUCCAGAGAUACCCUCUAAUCUCGCAAGGCCUGAAAAGCCUUACCUCCGUCCCCGUGCCUUGACUGGUCCUGAACAGCAACCAGACCCUGUCGAGCUAGCUCGAAAUGAGAUUGACCCCAAUCACUUUGUCUUCGCUCAGCUGGGUCUACUCUACGUAUAUGGAGGGGAAUAUGAUCAUGCUAAAGGUUGUGGCGUUGAUGUCUUGUGGGAAGGACCAUGGUGGCGAAAUGACCUGAGAGUGGUAGUUCGACUCGACAAUAAAGGCAAGCCGGGAGCGGUCUAUGUUCUUUAUCAUCCAAACAGCACUAUCGACGUUGAAGACUACGAUGACGAAGUGGAACUUGCACCCGAGGCCAAAGAUCAUGUUCCCGGACGACUUCACCCGCGUUGCGAUGAAGGCUUUUCUCUGGCUAAGAUUGCGAAUAGCCUCGAUGAGCUAGGACACUUUGAUAAAGAGUUCCGCUUUCUCCCCAUCACCAAAACCACCUGUGUGAUCCAUCGCGCACAAUUCUUGGAGCACCAUGAACAGGGGCUCACCAUUGUGCCUGCUCUUUCUCUGCCUGUUGAGGUCAACAAAUGA
Fusarium tjaetaba is the source of this 1137-nucleotide messenger RNA. RefSeq lists its product as uncharacterized. The transcript has a single exon. The coding region runs from base 1 to 1137 and encodes 378 amino acids. The record is from RefSeq and is a predicted model, not a curated record. NCBI's taxonomy places the organism in Eukaryota, Fungi, Ascomycota, Sordariomycetes, Hypocreales, Nectriaceae.